CAAGCUCUCUGGAAAAUCUGAUUCUGCCUGGUUCUACAACUCUGACUAUUGAAGCAGGUUCCUGAGAGUGACGAAGCAGUACCUCCCUCACGUGGCCCGGCUGUGCCUGAUCAGCACCUUCCUGGAGGAUGGCAUCCGCAUGUGGUUCCAGUGGAGUGAACAGAGGGAUUACAUUGAUGGCACAUGGAACUGUGGCUAUUUCCUGGCCUCCAUCUUUGUGUUCAUAAAUCUCUUCGGACAGCUGAGCGGCUGUAUCCUGGUGCUGAGUAGGAACUUUGUGCAAUACGCCUGCUUUGGACUGUUUGGAAUUAUAGCAUUACAGACUAUUGCAUACAGCAUUCUAUGGGACCUAAAGUUCUUGAUGAGGAACCUUGCCCUUGGGGGAGGCUUGCUGCUGCUUUUGGCUGAGUCGCGCUCAGAGGGGAAGAGCAUGUUUGCUGGUGUCCCUACCAUGCGGGAAAGCUCUCCUAAGCAGUACAUGCAGCUGGGGGGGCGUGUGCUGCUGGUCCUCAUGUUCAUGACACUGCUGCAUUUUGAUAUGAACUUCUUUUCUGUUCUGCAGAACAUUGUGGGCACAGCCCUGAUUAUCUUGGUAGCAAUUGGCUUCAAGACUAAGCUGGCUGCCUUGACUCUAGUCAUCUGGCUGUUUGGCAUCAACAUCUACUUCAAUGCCUUCUGGACCGUCCCAGCCUACAAGCCCAUGCACGACUUCCUCAAAUACGAUUUCUUCCAGACCAUGUCUGUAAUUGGAGGGCUCCUCCUCGUGGUUGCACUGGGCCCUGGUGGAGUCUCCAUGGAUGAGAAGAAAAAAGAGUGGUAACAGGAAUAGCAACGCUUUUUGGGACAUAACAUAUUAAGUCCAGAACUGAUUCUCUAUGGAUUCAACAAAAACUGCCAGCAUUUUACACAUACAUGCCCCCUUCCUAUUAAAGGCACAGAUGUUUUGAAUUUGAUUUACAGUGGCACCAGUAAUAUUAUAGAUAAAAUCCUGUUUCUUCAAGGAAUGUUGCCUAGGCUUAUUCUAACUUCCUAGAUUUGGAACUAACCCAAGGAACCUGCAUUUUGCUGAUGCUUCAGUGAGUUGCAGUAGAACAGUUGCUGUCUUUAACGUCAGCAAUACUUUAAAAUUUGAAGUACUGUGAGCAGAUACAGCUGUAUCAUUCAGUGUGCUGUUGGGGUCUAGCUAUAACUAAAAAAGUGGAUCCCCUUUCUCACCCUCAUCCAAACUGUCUCGUGCAUAAGGAGUUCCAUUGCUGGUUAUAGCAUUGCUUAUCGAGGUGGAAAGCAGCAUCAAAAAAAAAAAAAUCACUUAUUUUGCUGCUCAGAGGCCUGUAAUUCCCUUUUGUUUAACAAGAGGGGAGGUCUUUUCUGCCCCCUAAUAGAAGGCAAAAAGAAAACCCUGAAAGUAGUUGUACCCCCCUCUAGGUUAAGAAAAGGGAGAGGGUUUUCUAACAUGUCCCAGUUCUGUUCUUGAGGGGAACAAGGGAGAAUCCUGUGUUGCUAAUCAGGAAUCCUGUAUGGCUAAUUAGAUUUCAAGAAGGAAGGGGGGGAGAUUCUGAAGAGACAGAAUGUUAGAUUCUGUUAAAAUUCUGUGCCAAAAGAACUCUAUUCAGCAUUUAUUCAGCAUUCUUUCCCCAAAGUUGCCCCUCCUGAAUUCCCCAGAAGGGAGUCAAGUUGUGCUGCAGGUUCCGCAAUAAAAGCUCCUUUCUGCUAUUAACCAGCUUCCAUCCAUAUAUGCCCCAAAUCCAUAUCUGAAUUGCAGGUUAUUGGUGAAAAUGUCUUCAGAAUUACAGAAACCCUUUUCCCUGCACUCAGUACAUGCAAGAUGAGAGCAGUCAAUCUUCUAAUCUGCAGUCUUUGCUGCUUAGAGUCACUUCUGUCAGUCUCUCAGCUGUAAAAGUCCCAGUUGACUGAACAGUGGAGGAGCUGGGGUGCUGAACUCUCGAGUACAGCCCCUUCUGUCUGCCAUCUCACACCACACCCGGGAUGUGUAGGGAGGAGACAUGGAAGUCGGCUGUGUGCCGCCAGAGCCCCAGGUCUCAACUCUGUAUGCGAACAGUUAUAGCUGAAGAAGGCAAGUGCAAAGCCUGUGCGGUGAAUAAGCAGCCAGGGUUGUAACUUGCAUGUUCAGAGAGGAACUCCUCAGCGUAAUGGUGAGGAGAGGGGAAGGCCCUGUUUUCACCUCUCAGUGCCACAACCUCUGUGCCAUGAACAUGCUUAGUGCUGCCCAGAGGAGGCAUUUUGUCCUCCGCUAGUCAACUAGGUGAACCUGUUUCACUAGAUUAUGAAAGAACUCUAGAAAGCAUGAGCCCUACCAACUUGCUGAUGUCACGUUGAUUCCUUGCACUGUUGUCUCCCUUGAGAAAGCUGCUCAACUGUGUGUUCAAGGAGUAAUUCAGCUGAACACCUCCAGCAGGCGCUAUUUACCAGGAGACCCUGGUAAGGACGCUAACCUGGACAGUUCAGCUGAACGGUUGCGUUUUAGGAGAGAAAACUGGGCUGAAAGAGCUGAUGACAAAUAGAAGAGCACUGUUGAAUGUUAAACCAGCGAUUUCAUCAUCUUAAGGGGAAAAAAGCCUAUGUAAUAGCAAGAUGUGCUGCUGCUGAAGGAAACAAAUUGGUAUGUGGGGGUAGAUGGGAGGGGAAGCCAGCAUUUAAGUUCAGGUCACAUAGAAGGCUUUCUUUUUGAACAGGUUUUGCAAGAGAAGUUUUCACCUGAAGUGUUGGCUGUGCCUGUCUCUUUGUAGCAAAACAAACUGGUCCUUUCAGUUACGGAUACGCAGCACAGGAUGCUUUUGCUCAGUUUCACUGCAGGUCCUAGAAGGGUUUUAGACUACAGCAAGGCAGCUGUUCUCGGAUAUCUUAACUGCUGUUGUUGUUCAUAGUAUUUAUAAAUGGAAUGAUAGAAACAACUCCUGUAAGUAGCCCUUUAAGUUGGCUUUCUCAACUUCUUUGUGUCCUGUCUAAGGAGCUGGAUAAUGGACUAGCUGAAAUACUGACCGGUUUCCUCUGAAAAUCAAGUCCCCUUUCUAACAAAAGACCCCAGAAAGGGAACCGAUACUGUCCCUUGCAGCAGAAAUAGUUCGGUACUAAAGGGGCACAGUUAGGUGGAGGGCAUUAUACGAUAUUUCUAGGCAGCACAAUAUGCAGACUUACUAACUGUGAGUCCUGAUGCAGAAGAUUCUGGUUUCCUACAUACACUGCUGUAUUCAUGCAUCUCCCAAAAAUACAGUGACCUCUCCCCAUGGCUGAGAAGCUCUCACAAGCAGGAUGUCAGCUGUCAAUUGGCUCUGCAAAGUGUUCUGGAAUUCAUUCUGAAUAUAUUUUUGCUUUCUAUGUGGAAAAAGAAAUAAGUAUAAAUUCUCAUUUUAUGCUGUAUUUUGUACCUUAGUUGUGUUUGAAAAUGUUUUGAUUUUUGGAAACAAUCAAAAUAAAACAAUGGCAUCUUUGUAUC
Molecule: messenger RNA, 3454 nt
Organism: Pygoscelis adeliae (Adelie penguin)
Lineage: Eukaryota; Metazoa; Chordata; Aves; Sphenisciformes; Spheniscidae
Gene: SURF4
Product: surfeit 4
Exons: 6
Coding region: 140-820 (226 amino acids)
Biological process (GO): Golgi organization
Cellular component (GO): endoplasmic reticulum-Golgi intermediate compartment; membrane; endoplasmic reticulum
Source: RefSeq, a predicted model, not a curated record